UCCUUUGAGCUGCAACGCAUUCCAUGACCAGUCAGACAGUUACUUGCUCGUUGCAGAACAGUCACUUAACUUAUAUUAAAACGCGUGGGUUAUACAUCUAGCAUCAUGGUGCUCCUUAUUUUUAUAUUCCUUUUCAUUUUGUUUUAUUAUUUUUAUUCAAAAUUACAAAUUACAAAGUCAUUCAAGUUUCCUCCAGGACCAGUUCCUCUUCCUGUCAUAGGAAACCUUCAUCUUUUGGAUUUUCGUAAACCUUAUGCAACUUUAAUCCAACUGUCAGAGAAGUAUGGCCCAGUGUACACAUUUCAUAUGGGUAUGACAAAAACAGUUGUGCUCAUAGGUUAUGACGCAGUAAAGGAUGCCCUAGUGAACUAUGCUGAUGAAUUUGGGGAAAGAGGUCGUGUCCCAGCUUUUGACAGAUUUGCACAAGGAAAUGGUGUAUCAUUUGGUCAUGGUGAGUCAUGGAGACAAAUGCGAAGAUUUACAAUAGCCACAUUAAAGGACUUUGGGAUGGGAAGAAGCAAACUGGAUGAAAUGAUGCUUGAAGAAAGCACAUAUCUCAUUGAGGUUUUCAAGUCUCAUAAAGGUCAGCCAUUUGAUAAUUCAUCUGCAUUAAAUGCUGCAAUUUCAAACAAUAUUUCCUCAAUAGUCUUUGGAAAACGAUUUGAUUAUAAGGAUGAAACAUUUAUUCUACUUUUAAAAAAACUGAGUGAUUUCUUCAGGGUUGUUGGACACCGGAUGACACAACUUUAUAAUAUUUAUCCUAUUCUGGAAUACUUUCCUGGAGCCCAUCGGGAAAUUUUCAGCUGCAAAGAAAAUCUGUAUGCAUACAUAAAACAAAUUCACAAGGAGUCUAAAUCCAAACUACAAUACAACGAUUUAAGGAAUUUCAUUGAUGCAUUUGUUGUAAAACAAUCACAAGAGAGAGAUACAACUGGAAUUAAUUAUUUUCAUGACAAAAAUCUUGUGGAGACUACAGCCACUCUGUUUGUAGCUGGGACGGAAACAGCUACAAGAACUCUUCGCUGGUCUUUACUUCUGAUGGCAAAAUAUCCUGAGAUACAAAAAAAGGUUCAGAAUGAGAUUGACAAAGUUGUUGGAUCUGAGAGAUUUCCUUCAACUAAAGAUCGCAAAAAUUUGCCAUACUGCAAUGCUGUGAUACAUGAGGUCCAAAGGUUUAGCAACGUUGUCCCCCUUUCUCUUCAGCAUGAGACAGCUGCAGAUGUUCAUUUCAGAGGAUACUUUCUGCCUAAGGGGACACAAGUGAUAGCUUGCAUAGGUUCUGCACUUUAUGAUAAAACUCAGUGGGCGACACCAGACAAGUUCAACCCAUCACAUUUUCUUGAUACCAAAGGAAAUUUUGUCCUGCCAGAUGCUUUCCUGCCCUUUUCAGCUGGUCGAAGGAUAUGCCUAGGGGAGGCAAUGGCCAAAGCAGAGAUCUUUAUUUUUUUUGUCGUUUUACUUCAAAAAUUUGCAUUUGUUCCUCCACCGGGUAUCACUGCCAAAGACUUGGAUAUUGAGUCAGCUCCAGGAACUUCAUCAAAACCCAAACCUCAUAAACUUUGUGCAGUGCUACGUUAACUUGAAUUUAUUGUAUUUUAUUCAGUAUUCAAUGUCAGUGUAACAUUUAGCAUACUUGGUUCUUUUUCUUAGUUUGAUGUCUUUCAGCAGAAUACAGGACAAUCAUUUAGUAAGAUUAAAUUGCAAGAUAAAUGGGAAUAAAUCAGAGAGAAAAGUUUAGCUUUGCAUGUACAUUCUCAUACUCCAACAUUUCUUUGUUAGUUAAAACUUUGCUAACUAACAGCAGAAUCAACAUAAUUUAUUUUUACUUGUGAAUUCAAAUAUCAGGACAAAAAAACUAAGAAAUAUUUCUUCUUCUUCUGUAUACAGCUCUGAGAAAAAUGGAGUGGAACUCUUGUAAAUGUAAUGGGUAAAAUUAAUGCAAAAAUGGUGUGACAAGAAUCUAAUUAACUCCUUUUAAAAAUUAA
This is a messenger RNA of Protopterus annectens (West African lungfish), 1985 nucleotides long. Its product is annotated as cytochrome P450 2K1-like. Gene Ontology annotation, biological process: xenobiotic metabolic process. Gene Ontology annotation, molecular function: heme binding; iron ion binding; oxidoreductase activity, acting on paired donors, with incorporation or reduction of molecular oxygen, reduced flavin or flavoprotein as one donor, and incorporation of one atom of oxygen. The transcript has 9 exons. The record is from RefSeq and is a predicted model, not a curated record. NCBI's taxonomy places the organism in Eukaryota, Metazoa, Chordata, Ceratodontiformes, Protopteridae. Bases 106 to 1578 code for a protein of 490 amino acids. Gene Ontology annotation, cellular component: cytoplasm; intracellular membrane-bounded organelle.